Messenger RNA from Ahaetulla prasina, 2518 nucleotides. It is a transcript of the gene VPS4A, whose product is annotated as vacuolar protein sorting 4 homolog A. The record is from RefSeq and is a predicted model, not a curated record. The transcript has 11 exons. Gene Ontology annotation, molecular function: ATP binding; ATP hydrolysis activity. Bases 123 to 1436 code for a protein of 437 amino acids. Lineage: Eukaryota; Metazoa; Chordata; Lepidosauria; Squamata; Colubridae. Gene Ontology annotation, biological process: endosomal transport; vacuole organization.
CCCCGCGCGUUGCUGUUUCCGCGCCGGCCUGCAGGGGCGCUCUGCCGACCGAGGCCGCCACCGCCGCCCCUCCGCCGCCCCGGAGCCCCCGCGACCCCGCCGCCGCCGCGGGCAGGAAUGCGAUGACCACGUCCGCCCUGCAGAAAGCCAUUGAUUUGGUCACCAAAGCCACGGAGGAGGACAAAGCGGGCAGCUAUGAGGAAGCGCUGCGCCUGUACCAGCACGCGGUGGAAUACUUCUUGCACGCCAUCAAGUAUGAUGCGCACAGUGACAAGGCCAAAGAGAGCAUCCGGGCAAAGUGUGCCCAGUACCUGGACCGGGCGGAGAAGCUGAAGGACUAUUUGCGGAACAAGAGCAAGCAGAGCAAGAAGCCAGUCAAGGAAGCCCAGAAUGACAGCAAGGGCAGCGACAGCGACAGUGAGGGUGAGAACCCAGAGAAGAAGAAGCUGCAAGAGCAGCUGAUGGGUGCCAUCGUGAUGGAGAAGCCCAACGUGCGAUGGAGCGAUGUAGCAGGCCUGGAGGGGGCCAAGGAGGCCCUGAAGGAAGCCGUCAUCCUGCCCAUCAAAUUCCCUCACCUGUUUACAGGCAAGCGCACACCCUGGCGUGGAAUCCUCCUCUUUGGCCCCCCGGGAACUGGGAAGUCCUUCCUGGCCAAAGCAGUGGCCACCGAGGCCAGCAACUCCACUUUCUUCUCCAUUUCAUCUUCAGAUUUGAUGUCCAAGUGGCUGGGGGAGAGUGAAAAACUGGUGAAGAACCUUUUUGAGUUGGCCAGGCAGCACAAGCCGUCCAUCAUUUUCAUCGAUGAGGUGGACUCUCUGUGCGGCUCCCGCAAUGAGAACGAGAGCGAAGCUGCUCGCAGGAUCAAGACAGAAUUCCUGGUGCAAAUGCAGGGUGUUGGGAAUAAUAAUGAUGGCACUUUGGUCUUGGGCGCCACCAAUAUCCCCUGGGUACUGGAUGCUGCCAUUCGGAGAAGGUUUGAGAAACGCAUUUACAUCCCGCUUCCAGAGGAGCUGGCUCGUGCCCAGAUGUUUAAGCUACACCUGGGCAACACCCCACACAACCUGACCGAAGCCGACAUUCACGAGCUGGCCCAAAAGACCGAUGGCUACUCGGGGGCUGACAUCAGCAUCAUUGUGCGGGAUGCCCUGAUGCAGCCCGUCCGCAAAGUGCAGUCAGCCACGCACUUUAAAAAGGUUCACGGACCUUCUCGCGCCAAUCCUGGUGUGCUGGUAGAUGACCUGCUGACUCCUUGUUCACCAGGGGAUCCUGGGGCCCUUGAGAUGACCUGGAUGGAGGUGCCUGGGGACAAACUUCUGGAGCCGUUGGUCUGCAUGUCAGAUAUGUUGCGCUCGCUAGCCACCACCCGCCCCACGGUCAAUGCAGAAGAUCUCCUGAAGGUGAAGAAGUUCACAGAAGACUUUGGCCAAGAGGGUUAAUGCUGCACCUGUGGGGUGCCCCAUUAUUAGGUGGGGAGCAGCUAACGGCCCAUUUUUCUGGCCAGGAGCGGAAGUGGCCAGGAGCGGCUGGUGGACUCUGCCAUGCAGAAGCUUCUUUCUCCACCAGUCUCCGCUGGAGCAUCUCUGGCUGGGGAUGGAAAAGGAUCCACUGGGGUAUCAAGGGGCAAGAGUAAGCCUGACUCGCUCUGCUGUGUUUUUCUCCCUGUCAAUACCCCAUCUUUCUGGGUUUUUUUCUUUUAUUUCUGAUGCUUAGUUUCUGUUAUCAAAAAUAAAAGCAGCCCAAUUCCCUUCUGCUGCCAGCCAUUUCCUCAGCCCCUCCCCCAGUGAGUCCAAUUCUGCUCCCCAAAGAAAAGCCAGGGGUUCUCCCAGAGACCUCUUUCCGUCUCCAGUACUGCCGUGCCUCACCUCAAGUUCACUUGAGGAAAAGGGCGUCAUUUGCCAAACUUCUGUGAUGCUAUUUUAUUGGGCUCUGGUAUGUUUUGCUGAUGUUCAGUUUCUGUCCACUCCAAACUACUUUUGCGCUCAGAACAAUUUUCCUUCCAGCCUUUGGUGAAGGUCCUCAGCCGUUGUUUGCUCCUGGGCGGAUGCUUGAUGUUGGGUCUGGGGGGCGGUAUAGCAGCCCUAGCUUCAGAGUGCAGGACUCCUUUGCAGCCAUGCAGUUCCACCUGCCUGCCAGAUUACUUUGCAAAAGAGAGAGGAAUGGUGAUUGGCUCCCAUUGGCGGCACACAGGUGGCAUUACCUGUAAGUCCCAAGGAAGCUUCUCCCUACAACCUCUGGCCAAGUAGAGUUGACUUCUAUGAGCAGAGCUGAACAGGCAGAGGUGUGUGCGCGCGCACAUAUCCAUGCCCGGGGUCAGGCCCAUUGUUCUUUACUGGGUGAAUUUGUGCCACAGGGAAAGGCAAGUACCACCCCACCGUUGUUAAUAAGCUUUAGGUCUGCCUUGUACUUAAAGACGGCUGAAGGACCGCUUUCUCACAGCCCAGCCCCCAUUUAGAUACGUUUUAAAGUGAUGGGUUGUAUGGAGAGAUGGCUUGUGGAAGAAUAAAAUGCUGGAAAUGAA